This is a messenger RNA of Thunnus maccoyii (southern bluefin tuna), 1966 nucleotides long. RefSeq names its product ribosomal protein L7-like 1 (gene rpl7l1). Gene Ontology annotation, biological process: maturation of LSU-rRNA from tricistronic rRNA transcript (SSU-rRNA, 5.8S rRNA, LSU-rRNA). Gene Ontology annotation, cellular component: cytosolic large ribosomal subunit. The coding region runs from base 659 to 1402 and encodes 247 amino acids. Gene Ontology annotation, molecular function: RNA binding; structural constituent of ribosome. The record is from RefSeq and is a predicted model, not a curated record. The transcript has 6 exons. Lineage: Eukaryota; Metazoa; Chordata; Actinopteri; Scombriformes; Scombridae.
ACGGAGUAACUGAAUCAAACUGUGCUGUCUCAUAUUAGCAGUGAGAAGGACGCGUAGACUUAAAGUUUGGUGCUCCAAUGUCAGCGGAGAACUUGGUGGCAGAAAAGUUAUUAUAAUAUAAAGAUGGCAGUUCAGGCUAAAUAAUUUAAAGGAGGAUAUUGUAACUGCAGAAACGAGGUAAUCAUUACAUGAUUAAGGUUCAGGAAUGAAUGAGUUUUACUCCAUGUUACAUAUACUGGGCAAAAGUCCAAGAAAUCUGAGUCAGUGGUGUAACACUGGAAGAUGUAGAACACCCUAUCAUGCGCUGUAGUAAAUAAAAUUUAGAAGGGGAGACAUUUAGAAAUAUAGUACAUGAGACAGGGCAGGAAUAGGGCUUAAAAUCACUACUGAGCAGAGAACAGGACUUCAGAAAGGGUUUGAUAGGUUAUAAUACAGGCAGGAUUAGUAAGUAGGGUGUGGUUUUCCUUUGUCUUGUUGUUUUUUUUCUAUAGAACAAUCAGUAUCCAGAUGAUCUAGUGCCAUGUAUCUGUGCACUCCGAUACAGUAGGUGGCGGUAUGCACCUUCAAAGUUGGUUUGCGACCCGCCAAUAAACACAAAGUAGAAGAAUAGUGCCUGUGACGUCAUCCUCGAGCGACGGUCUAGUCUUCGGAUUUCACCAUGGCAGAGGCAGAAUCAAAAAAAGUCAUCAAGUUAGUUCCUGAGUAUCUCUUGAAAAAGAGGAAAGCAUACCAGGCAAUUAAAGCCACACAAGCCAAGCUUGCACUGCUUGAAAAGAGAAAGGUAUCAAAGGGCAAACCGUUGAAGUUCAAGCGUUUGGAAGAUUUCUUGAAAGACAGCCACAAGAAGCACCGUGAUGAAACUCGCAUCCGGAGAGCUGAUCACAGGCCGGCUGCACCUCUGCCUCCUGCUAAGAACAGACUGGCCUUCGCUGUUCGCAUCAGAGAGAUUAAGGGUGUCAGUCCCAAAGUGAUGAAGGUGAUCCAGAUGUUGAGACUGAGGAAGAUCUUCAGCGGGGCCUUCGUCAAAAUCAACAAGACCUCUGUAGCCAUGAUGAAGAUGGUGGAGCCCUAUGUGGCGUGGGGAUUUCCCAACUUGAAGUCUGUUCGUGAGCUCAUUCUGAAGAGAGGACAGACCAGGAUAGGCAGGAGGAGGGUUCCUCUUACUGACAACACCUUCAUUGAGCAGCACAUGGGUAAACAUGGCAUCAUCUGUUUGGAGGACCUGAUUCACGAGAUCUACUCUGUUGGUAGGGGCUUCCGGGCCGCCAACAACUUCCUGUUGCCUUUCAAGCUGUCAGUGGCUCGUCAUGCUGCCAGGGACAAGGCUGGGCUCCUGAAGGACCUGGGAAACCCUGGAUUCCGUGGCACGGACAUUAACUCCAUCAUCAGACAACUCAACUGAGGAGGAACACGAAAGAUGGACUCUCGGCAGCAACUUCAAGGAUAUUGUAAAUUGGAUAAGACCAGAGUCUUUUCUAAUUUACAUUUAUUUGUAUAUCCGUUCUCUGGUUACAUUUACAGCACACUGAGAGUCAUAAGGAGGACUUCAAAUGUAGACUCUUGCCUCAUCCGUGUUGUUUUUGUCUUUGCACUCAUGGUUUAAAAAUGAUAUCAUGUAGUGCACCUGACCACAGACUGAUGGAAGCAGUUGGGCUCUUUGGUGAUAAUCUAACAAUAUUUUGAAUCAUCUGUUGACAUGUAAAGUAUUUUUAUGUGAAAGGACUCUUGAUUACUACACACGAUAUUCCCCAGACUGUGAGGAAUAUAUUUACUUUAUACUUGCAACCUAUGCAAGGACAGUCAUUGAAUAAUUAGGAUUGGCUGUCCUGCAUGCAGGAGCCACCAGUCCACCUAAAGCAAAUUCUUGAACUCCAUUUAGUAGUUUGCAGUAUCAAAAGAUGUAGUCAAAAAAUCCUGUUUAAAACUGAUUCAUUCAUUGUUAAUAAAGUUUUUGUUUUACAAUAAA